AUGGUCCACGUCUCAUCGGCCGAGACUCGGUACGACGACGGGGGAGAGGGCGGGACCACAAAGUUGAAAACCCCCUGGUCCCAUUCGAUGAAGUGGACUUUGGCCAAGAACUACAAUGGCUGCCCAGAUGGCACAAGAAACAUUUGCGAGAGCGACACUCAGCCACUUGGUAAGGACCUCGGCGGUAAAAGCGUGGUGGAAGGAGGGGCGGCGAUGGCGGGACGGAGGGAGAGGAUCUCUCGCUUGCUAGAGUGUGGCGCAUUACGCAGAGAUUAA
Molecule: messenger RNA, 276 nt
Organism: Colletotrichum paranaense
Lineage: Eukaryota; Fungi; Ascomycota; Sordariomycetes; Glomerellales; Glomerellaceae
Exons: 2
Coding region: 1-276 (91 amino acids)
Source: RefSeq, a predicted model, not a curated record